AGUCUGGCCAAUGGGCAGCGCUGGCGUCACUUGCUGAUCAGCCUGUCCAUAAUCGCACUACAGGUCGCAGUAAAAUCCUUUAGGCAUCACAUUGAUCAUUCCUCGGAGCAGGACUUAAGAGUAAGGGUCUAUGUCUUCUGGGUUUCGACGACAUGGGCACACCUCGUCCACGAUAAUAUCGUCAAACUUUACGGAACGACAGAGGACUUCGGGCCAACCACAGCCCUUGUCUUCCAGUGGUUUCCGGACGGCACGCUAGCCCAUCUAAUCACAGAACAGGGUGCUACAUUAACCAUCAAGUCCAAGUUCAAGCUGGUAACUUCAAUUCACUCUUUUCCCGUUGUUCACGGUGACAUUACGAGUAUCUCAAGGAAGGAGAAUACAAGGCUUGCCUAACGGACUUCAGCUUGUCGAGUGUCCUCUGCAAUCGUUUGAGAAAGUGCGAAAUUGAAGGAUCAACUGUUCGGCCUGGUGCAAUCAGGUGGACUGCGCCUGAGUUGCUUACGCUACAUGAUCGCCCUUCCGAUAUCAAACCGACCACGUAGAACGACAUCUAUUCCUUUGGUUGUGUCAUGUACCAUUUGUUGACUCUGACUGUUCCUUGGCAUGACAUCGACGAAUUUCAAGUCCUUCAAAAAA
Messenger RNA from Suillus bovinus, 639 nucleotides. RefSeq lists its product as uncharacterized. Lineage: Eukaryota; Fungi; Basidiomycota; Agaricomycetes; Boletales; Suillaceae. The annotation marks the transcript as partial. Gene Ontology annotation, molecular function: protein kinase activity. The record is from RefSeq and is a predicted model, not a curated record. The transcript has 5 exons. Gene Ontology annotation, biological process: protein phosphorylation.